UCUUUGACCGACUCAUCGCCCUCUCUCUCUAAAUUUAAUAAGCAUACCGAAACUCCAUUAGCCCAAACCCAACAUCAAAUCCUCUCUCUCCCUUAAAGGCUCGCUCAGGCAGCAAGUCAUUCUCUCUCUGUGCAGUGCAGGCGAGAAGAAGACAAGGGCUCCCUUUCUUUUCUCUCAUCAGAUCCCCCUUUCAGUUUACAGUUUGCAGGAACCACCAUUUUCGAUUUUUUCCUCUAUUUUUCAAGAAUGGCGGAGGGGAUGAGUACUGCCAGUAGAAGAGGAAGAAACCUUUAAUCUUCGAUAUCAGAGUAUCCCAUUAUACAUAUAUUCUGUUUAUGUAUGCGUAUAUACAUACACGUUCACUGUAUACAGUUUUAUAAAUGAGGUGUAAGAAACACUUCCCCGACCUCAGCAGCGCCGUCGGAGUCUGCGCCUCUUGCCUCCGGGAACGCCUCCUUGCUCUCAUCGCCGCUCAAGCCCGAGCCCAAGUCCAGGCCCAAGCUCAAGCCCAAGCGCACUCCUCCGGCGCCGCUGAAGAUUGCCGGAAAUCCGACCCGCAACCGCCGCCGCUCGUCUUCCCCCGCUCUGUCUCGCCUUACAUCUCUCGCCGGAAAUCUGACAGCGCGUCGUGGCAUCAUCAGCACCCCCACUGUUUCUCCGAUCAGCGGUUUUACAGCACUCCCCAGGUGGGCCCCACGUAUAGGUCUGCUGCCGGGGCCGGGGGAGGUAUUGCGAGCUUUGGGAAGAAGAAACUCGGAAAGUUCUCGCUGUUUUCCAACAUAUUCAGAUCCAGAUCCGAUAAAUCCGAAUCGGAACCUAGGGUUUCCAGUGACUCGGGCGCGAGCGCGUCUUCGUCGCCGAACUGGUUCUCGUCGGUCGUCCGCAGGCGCCAGAAAAAGCAGUCGGGGAUUUUUACCCUCGAGGAUUCUCUCGGCGGCGGCCGGUUUCCUUGCAGGGCGAGAGAUCGUGGAAUGUCGCCAGACAACGCGGGGCACUGCGAAGACUGCGAGGAGUCGCCGACGCCCAGCGGUUACUCAUCCGAGGUGUGGAAGACGCCGAUGAACGCUCCGGCUGGUGCCCGUCGAGGGCUGUCCGGACCGAAUCGGAACGUCUCGGGGCUGGCGUUUUGCUGGAGCCCGCUAGUGAGGGCCAGCCCAAGCCGGCAAUGGAACCAGAAGGGAAUGCAGCCGGAGGCUGGGUUCUCCGGCGAGAUUCGGGCUCCGAACAAGCCACACUUAUCGGCGGCCGCUUCGUACUGCGCCAACAGAUCGAGAAAGCUUGCGGAUUUCGGGAGAUCCAAUCACAACCAUUGAUCCUGACGACUUUUUACAUUGACCGCCAUUGUGAUAUAUUUGGAAGUACGGUUUUGCCCCUCUUAUUUUCUGAAAUUUCUCACUUUUUUUUUUGUUUUUUAAAAAUUGGUUCGCAAUUAAAAUUACAAACAUGAUGUUUGUUUGACUUUUUUUAUCCUUUCUUUCUCUGUACACUCAUAUAUUAGUAAUAGAAAAUGAAUAUAUUUAUAUA
This is a messenger RNA of Malania oleifera, 1524 nucleotides long. RefSeq lists its product as uncharacterized. Lineage: Eukaryota; Viridiplantae; Streptophyta; Magnoliopsida; Santalales; Ximeniaceae. The record is from RefSeq and is a predicted model, not a curated record. The coding region runs from base 381 to 1313 and encodes 310 amino acids. The transcript has a single exon.